UAAAUUUUAAAAAUCUUGUAACGGAAGAUGUUACGUACAGCUAUUAUUUUUAUAUUUUGCUUAUUUUUAUAUACUAAUCACGCGUUCGGAGAAACAAGUGAUGAUGAUGAAGACUUUACGAAUCUUAUUGUAAAUGGUUACCGAAAAAAAAAUAGUUCACUAUGCAAGUUUAUUGUUUCCAUUCGAAUGGGCAAUUAUUAUAUCGUUGAGGGUGAUAAUCAUAUAUGCGGAGGUUCUAUUAUAUCAAAACGUUGUAUUGUGACAGCCGCACACUGUCUAGUAACACAAGAUGAAAAUCAGUUGAUUCCAUCCGAACACUAUUACAUUGUUGCUGGGUCACAAUAUCGUUUGAAUUCUCCACUUUCUGCCCAAAAAGCAUAUGUAAGCUCAACAAUUGUACAUCCUUUGUAUAAUGUGCCGAAAAGAGCUGCAGACAUAGGCCUUAUGAUAUUAAAAGAUUUGCUUCAACUGGAUUUUAAAACUGUAGCACCAAUUCCUUUAGCUACAAAAACACCUGUACUUAAUACUAAAUGUACUACAGGAGGCUGGGGAUCUGUGUUUUAUAAUGGGCCAAGUCCAGAUAACAUCUUAUAUUCUGAUCUUCACAUAUUGGCUUGUAACUUGAAUAUAAAUGGCAGUUCAAAAGGUUUGAUAUGUGCAAUGAAUAAUAAAGAUCCGGAGAUGGAUUCUUGUCAGGGAGAUUCAGGAAGUCCUCUAAUUUGUGAUGGGAAGUUAUGUGGACUUGUUUCAUUUGGUAUUGGAUGCGGUUGGGGAUAUCCUGGUGCUUACACCAAUGUUGCUUAUUACAGAGAUUGGGUUCUUGAACACUCUGCAUCUAUAAGAGCAAAUAAUUUAAAUAAAUUUGCAUUUAUUGCAUUAAUAAGCACUAUACUUAUACCUUACAUUACGGUAUUAGUUUGACAAAAAUUUACUAAUUAUUAAUACUAGUACGUAAACUUGAACAUUUGUGUGGAGACUAAAUAGUCCUUAAGAAUAGUAUGUUUCUUUAUG
Teleopsis dalmanni is the source of this 1011-nucleotide messenger RNA. Its product is annotated as trypsin eta-like. Bases 28 to 921 code for a protein of 297 amino acids. Gene Ontology annotation, molecular function: serine-type endopeptidase activity. The record is from RefSeq and is a predicted model, not a curated record. Gene Ontology annotation, biological process: proteolysis. The transcript is spliced from 3 exons. Lineage: Eukaryota; Metazoa; Arthropoda; Insecta; Diptera; Diopsidae.